Oreochromis niloticus (Nile tilapia) is the source of this 4917-nucleotide messenger RNA. RefSeq names its product integrin alpha-6. Gene Ontology annotation, cellular component: integrin complex; external side of plasma membrane. Lineage: Eukaryota; Metazoa; Chordata; Actinopteri; Cichliformes; Cichlidae. Gene Ontology annotation, molecular function: integrin binding. The transcript is spliced from 25 exons. The coding region runs from base 145 to 3297 and encodes 1050 amino acids. Gene Ontology annotation, biological process: cell-cell adhesion; cell-matrix adhesion; leukocyte migration. The record is from RefSeq and is a predicted model, not a curated record.
CACACCUUGUUUGUCUGCGUCUACAAUGAGCCAGUCAGCAGCUGCUAGGACCAAUCCCUUUUCUAGGAGGCCUUACUCUCCACUUUGCGUUUCAAGAGCGCAGCAAGAGAAUGAGCAAAGUAUACAGUUUUUAAUUUAAAUACCAUGGCAAAGCAAUGGCAUAUGGUGUUUCUUUGGAUCAUAUGGUAUUUUCAGACCUCAAAUGUUACAGCUUUCAACCUGGACACAGAGAAUGUACUUCAGAGAAAUGGAGAUCCAGGCAGCCUGUUUGGAUUUUCUGUUGCCUUCCACCAACAGCUCAAACCUGCCAGAAAGAACCUACUGCUGGUAGGAGCUCCACGAGCAAAGCAUCAGAACCAAGUGAAUGUUACAGGAGUUGUUUACAAGUGUGAUCUGACUACAACAUCUAAGAGCUGUCAGCCCAUUGAGUUUGAUGAUAAAGAGUUCCUCAGUAGUAAAGGCAUAAAUAACCAGUGGAUGGGAGUUAGAGUCACGAGCCAAGGUCCUGGUAAAAAUGUAAUGACUUGUGGGCAUCACUAUCGGGAUUGGGACACAACCCCAGGUCUUUACGUUCCUCACCUACUGACGGGUCAGUGCUACCUCUUAGGAGACGACCUGAAGGUGGGUGAAGAAGAAAGGAGCUGGCGGAGGGUCGUUUGUGAUAGAGAACACUUAACAAGACGUCAAAAGGACCACGACUGGUUUGCCUACUGCCAGCAGGGUCAUGGAGCAUCUUUUGCAAAGGAUAACACAUCCCUUCUAUUUGGAGCACCAGGAGCUUAUCAGUGGAAAGGAAUAGUAAGAAUGGAGGUUUUGGACAAUCUGGACCUCUACAGUGAGGAUGCUCGCGAGACUGGAAAUAUUGACGAUUUUAACCCAAAACUCAUUCCUCUUAAGUCAAACAGCUACCUGGGAUUCUCCAUUGACUCCGGAAUGGCCCUCAUCAGGAAGGGCGAGCUGACCAUCGUAUCAGGAGCACCUAGAGGAGGUUACAGCGGACAGGUGGCAUUUCUGAAGGCAGACCCUGUGGCACAGAGAAAUCUGUCUGUGGAGCUGGUCCUCUCUGGACCAGGUCUGGCAUCCUCCUUUGGCUAUGAUUUGGCAGUGGUGGAUCUCAACGGUGAUGGGUGGGAUGACCUCGCUGUGGGAGCACCGCAGUUCUUUGUCAAAGAUGGCGAGGUUGGAGGAGCAGUCUAUAUCUAUAUCAAUAACAAAGGAAGAAACUGGGAGAAUAUUGUUCCAGUCCAACUUCUUGGACAUAAAGACUCCAUGUUUGGCCUCGCAGUAGAAAAUAUUGGAGACAUCAAUCAAGAUCAUUAUGGAGAUAUUGCAGUGGGAGCACCGUAUGAGGGCUCUGGACUUGUAUACCUUUACUAUGGCGCUCCAGAUGGUGUCAACAAAAAGCCUGCACAGAUAAUUUCAUCACAGUCAAAGAAAGUGAAACUGUUUGGAUAUUCUCUGACUGGUAACCUGGACGUAGAUGAUAAUCAGUAUCCUGACUUGGCUGUUGGAUCACUCUCAGAUUCCAUUUUUGUUUACAGAGCAAGGCCAGUGGUCACCGUCAGCACCUCUCUUAAGAUUGCACCAAAUAAAAUAGAGAUCACAAAGAAACGAUGUGAUGAGCAAAUAUGUUCUUUUGCAGUCGAGGCAUGUUUUACCUACACAGCACAUCCUGAGUCGUUCGACCCUAAGCUGAUGCUCAACUUUACUUUUGAUGCUGAUUAUGAGAUGAAAAAAUCAAGAGUCAGGGUCAACUUUAUGGAUUCAUCUCAAGGAAAGCUGGAGCUGUCUGGUCAAGGGAGACAGGCCUGUCACAAAACUACGCUCCAGCUUUUGAGAAAUAUCAAGGACAAGCUGCAGAAUAUUCCCAUCUCUGUCACUGUGUCUCUGAGCUCCAGUCAGACAACCAGUGCUACUGCGGAUCAGCUCAGUUUUACUCCUGUCCUUAACCUCUACCAGCAGAAGACCACUUCCUCAGAGAUCGUUCUAAUAAAUAGAGGCUGUGGCAGUGACAAAAUUUGUCAAAGUAACCUGGACUUACAGUACAAGUUCUGUUCCAAAAAAACUCAAGACGGUCAAGAUGUUUUCAAAUCACUGGCCAGUGAGGAUGGUGUUGCAGUCAUCACUCCAUCAGAUGAAGACAUAGCUUUGGAGAUCACUGUGACUAACAAAAACGGGGAUGAUGCACACCAGAGUAGUUUGGCCAUUACACUCCCAGACAUAGUGCGCUACUCAUCCUACUCGACCACUGCAGAAAAACAAGUGAGUUGUGCAGAUAACAGGAUGCCAAUUGCCUGUGACCUGGGAAAUCCACUCCAAAGAGAUGCUCAAGUAACGUUUUAUGUCAUGCUCACAACUUCUGGCGUCACGUUGAACACAAAAUUAAUUAACAUCACUUUACAGCUGGAGACGACGAGUGAGCAGACCAUACAGCCAAUACAGGCCUUUGCCAAAGUUGUUUUUGAGCUGCAGUUGCAAGUAAACGGGCUCGCUAAACCUUCUCAGGUGUCAAUUGGUGACAUUGUGAAGGGUGAAAGUGCAAUAAAAUCUGUUGAUCAAAUAGGAAACUCAGUUCAGUAUGAAUUUAGGAUAACAAAUUUGGGCAGACCACUGAAGCAUUUUGCAAAUGCAUCACUGAGCAUCUACUGGCCAAAGGAGAACUCUGUAGGAAAGUGGCUUCUCUACUUGACUCACAUCACCAACGACGGUGUGCAUUCUGUCCCCUGCUCACCUGUAGAUGAAGUCAGUCCACUUAAACAUGUAAAGGGCUGGCAUGAUACAGCAAGAAAAAGACGUGAGGCUGAACAUAAAGCCCUCUCUACUGAUGGAUUCACAUUUCUUCCAACAAAAAGAAAAUAUAAAACACUGACCUGCUCCGAUGGACUGAAUUGUGUGGAGAUACGCUGCCCUCUGCUGGACCUGGACAGUGCUGCACGGAUUGUUCUGCAUUCUCGCCUUUGGAACGCCACUUUGGCCGAGGAUUACAGCUCUUUAAACUAUCUUCUCAUUGUUGUUGAUGCAACUCUGACUCUAACCAACGCUCCAGAGAACAUUGGACUUAAACCAGACAAACUCAGGACAAAGGCAAAACUGACAGUGUUCCUUGAGAAAAAGACUGAAUUCCUGGUCAAAGUUGCGUGGUGGAUAAUCUUCCUGACAGUCGUGUCUUUGUUGCUGCUGUUGGCCUUUUUAGGCUUCUUACUGUGGAAGCGUGGUUGCAUCCACUGCAUUGAUCAUAAGAAGAAGUUCUCACAUAAUGGAGCUCCAAACACAGAGACAGCGCCUCUUAAAGGCUAAGGCAAACCUUAAGGACACAUUGAAGGUUUAAGAGGUGUUCAAUGACCCGGUAACACUGAGGCUUCCAUGGGGAGCUGUUGUUUUAUAUUUUCCACUAUUAGCACAGAAUUAUCUGAUAAUUUUAUGAUGUGUUAGGAUUUAUUUUUUUAUUGUUGUGGUUUUUGUUUGUGUUUUGUCAACCCAAUUUAUUUGCAUGUUUACACUUUUCCAGCAUUUUCCCUGUUUCAUUUCGGUCUCCCUGUUUUUCCAUUGUUGUUCAUUUCCCGACUUAACACUUGCUGUUGUAUGUGUGCAAGUGCAUUUACCAACAUGAACAUCUGCAAGCAUGGUGUGGAAAGUUGAUUAUGUCUCACCUCAAAUGCUCAGCUUAUUGGCUACAUAUUAGAAAAGGAGAGACUACCAAACAUUUUUCUUUCUUUCCAGCCAGUAGAAGGAAGAUGCAAUGUUUUAAAUGCCGAGCUAAUUAACUGAGAGUGGUCAUUAAUUUUAUGCAUUUCAGGUUAACGCAAAAUGACAUAUUUUGUGGCAGUGUUUAUUUUUCCAUUCCUGUUAAAUUUUCAUAAUCACCUUGGAAGAAUUUUAUAUUACGUGUAGUCAUAGGCACAGUAAUUUGCAGAUGUUCACAAAAUGCAUAACAAUCACAGUCAAACCUUAAAAACAUACUCUCUUUUUAAUCCCACACAAAACAGUGAAGGGCAGAAAGUCUGUUUAUCUUAAAUAACUGAAAAAACAUGGAAAAAGAGGACAAGUCCUUCUCUUGCCUGUUUGGAUAUUCAGCUCCCAUAAAUGACACACCUCUCUCAAUUGUAGCUCCUGCACUUCAGUGUUUUGCUUCUGUGUUUCAUUCUGUCCUCUUUUAAAUUAAAUGGCAAUUUCAGGCUCUAAAUUAAACUUCACAGCAUAAACUGUAAACCAUUGCACUAGCUGCUAAUCUUUGUCUGUUCAUACUUAAUCCAGUUUGUUUUCUUGUGUUUCACUGAGGUAAGUUUUGCCCUCUCACACAGAAAGAAAAGAUGCUACCUAAUCUUUCAAAGAGGAGUGGUGAAGGUCACAUGCAAAAAAAAAAAAAAAAAAGCUUUCUUCUCUUCCGUGUCCUCCAGAUGCAGUUUAGGAAGUGAGACAUCCUUUAGUAUGGUUUACUGAUACUGAUUUCCAGAUCGCAGCAGGAGGAUAGAGGAGAUAAUGAGGCACAAAUCAGAGAAAAAAGAAAGGUCUUUAACAUGUAUUUAUAGGAGCUGAGACAGAAGUAAACAUUAGCAUUAGUAUUAUUAAAUGACCCAGUAUUUGUCAGUUGUCAGUCUGUCCUGUUCUACUUCCUGUUUACCUGCCAGUUUACCUUCCUGUAUCUAUUCUUGUCUUCAUGUUUACCUCAGUGACUUUGUUUCUUGUUUUGGAUUUUGUGUGUGUGUAGUCCACUUUGGAUCACUUGCUCGUUCUCUGCAGUCUUCUUAUGUCUUCUUUGUUCAGCCAUAGUUCUUUUUGUUGAGCUGGUGAGUUGUGCAUACGAUCUAAGCCUUAACAUGGAAAUAUUCUGUAACUAAAGCAUGUGUUGUUCAGUUUUUGUAUUUUGGCUGUUAUUAAAUAUAAUUACCUUAAAAAAAUUAAAGAAUCAACAUCUUU